UCGGACAAGUCGCCGCAGUGGAGGUAGUGACUUUACCGCCGGGAGAUGUCACGGCCGCUGUCAGCAUGAUGACGAUGAUGAUGAUGCAGCGACUGAUGUGCCAACAGCAGCAGCAGACGCAGCAGCACCCGCAGCAGCCGCAGCAGCCGGCGGGCGCGUCGCCGGUGGAAGACCCCGCGCCGAGGCUCUUCUCGUUCGGCCAGCACCACCACCUGCACCACCACCACCACCACCAGCACCACUUCGUCUCGGCCAAGCAGCCGGCAGACUCGCCGCCGGCCGAGGAGGCCUCUCCGGCGCCGUCCUCCGCCGGCGUCGCGAGAGACGACGCGGGGGCGGAAGAGCGGCCGGCGUCGCUGCCGGGCGACGCCCCCGCGGACGAGGAGGAGGAGGAUGCGGCCGACGACGACGACUGCAGCGAGGAGCUGAACGUGGAGGACGAGCCGGCGGCGGCGCCGGUGGACCUGACGGCGCGCCAGCUGCAGCUGCCGGGGGCGGCGCGGCUCGACUCGCCGUGCAGCAGCUCGCUGCCGUCGCCGUCCCCGCAGGGGCCGACGCCGGCCGACGACAAGCUGGCGCCGCACUGCCGCCGCCCGGACAGCGUCUCCAGCAUCGGCUCGCUCACCAACGACGUGGCGGCGACGCCCGCGGGGGCGGUGGCGGCCGCGGCGCACCAGCGCAGGCUCGCCUUCUCCGUCGAGAACAUCCUCGACCCCAACAAAUUCACCGGCCGCACCGCGCCCGCCGCCGCCAACAACAACGCCCCCGCCGCCGGCUGCUGUUGGAGGCCGCACGUGCUCGUCGACUCCAGGUCUCCCGACCACGGAAAGGAGCUGACGGGAGACGAGGACGACUCUUGCGGCGUGCGGGAGGACCUCUGCAGCGACGCGUCCGACGACAAGAGCGCCUCUGGCGGCAGCAGCAAGAAGAAGAAGGCGGGCAGCGGCGGCGACGGCAAGGGCGGCGCGGGCGGCGGCGCGGGGGGCGGCGGCGGCGGAGGCGGCGGCGGGGGCGGCGCGGGAGGCGGGGGCGGCAGCGGCAAGCCGCGGCGCGCGCGCACCGCCUUCACGUACGAGCAGCUGGUGGCGCUGGAGAACAAGUUCAAGACGACGCGCUACCUGUCGGUGUGCGAGCGCCUCAACCUGGCGCUCAGCCUGUCGCUGACGGAGACGCAGGUGAAGAUCUGGUUCCAGAACCGGCGCACCAAGUGGAAGAAGCAGAACCCGGGCAUGGACGUGAACUCGCCGACGGUGCCGCCGGCGGGGCCCGCGGUCGCAGGCCCGCCCUUCGGCGGCUCGCCCUAUUCGCACCACCAGCACGGCGGCCUGCUGUACGCGCCCUACCCCUACUCGCUGCCGGGCGCCGGCGCCGCCGCCGCCGCCGCCGCCGCCGCCGCGCCGCCGCCGUCGCAGCCGUACGGCCACCCCUACUUCCACUCGCUGGCCGGCCACCACUCGCUGGGGCACUCCUCAUGAGGCCCGCCGGCUCACGGCCCGCGCCGAGCCGCCUAGCCUCGCGCUCACCCUCCACCGCAAAGCCGAUAAGCCCGGUGCCCGCUUCCCGUAGUUGCGAGAUCCCCGGGACGAGACGCGCGAAUGGACACUGUGCUACGUCUCGUCUCCGAACAGUGAAAUCGUCGCAGGACCAAAGUAGUUCGACAGGGAGACUCCUCCCAUUUGUUUGGACCCAAAAUACUCCGACAAAUUCCUGUCUUCACCACGAAACCUUAAAUGUGAUGAGGUUCGGACUGAAAUGUAACUUUCUGACAUAUUACAGAUGCCAGAUUAUAUAUGUUGGCCCUAGGCCAUACUACGUUGAUCCUAACCCUUAUGGGGGCUCUGUCCAGUUUCGUCCAGCUGUCCAAUGAGUGCUUCUGUACAGGGACUUGAGGUCCAUAAACGCUAAUGGACACUCUGAUAUAAAUAUUUGGCUCAGCUUGCAAAAGUGAAAUCGCCACUGGACCAGUGCAACAGACAGGGGAAAGUCAGCUCCCAAUUUCGAGCCUUUGUUAAUAUCCAGAUAAAGUGCCUCUGACCAGAAUGAAACGUCAGCUGCAAUUUACGUUGUAAUAAAACUUCCUGACAGAUUAAAACUGUGAAAUGAAGUGCUAUAUUGGCUCUGGCUCUGCACCUGGUGAGUGUUUCGUCCAGUUUGGUACAACUAUCCACUGAGAUAGCUUCUCCACUAGACCUCGAGGACGAGAUCGACAUUCUUAUACAAGUUACCUCAAGUUUAAAGAGUUAAAUUGGCCUAGGACCAGAGAAAUUCAGCUCCCACAUAUCGACAGACUUAGUUAAUUAUUUAUUUCAAGUUUCUGCUACCAGUCACUUUUUAUUUUAUUUUAUGCUUAAUCUAACAUAAUGCAACGCGUUUCGAACAUGUUCCGUUCAUUUUCAAGCGUUAAUACAUACCUACAUACAUGUAUAGAGAAAUGUUACUUAAACAUAAACAGUCUUAAACUAGUCUAGGACACUUUGUCCAUUGUUUUUUAAUUUUUU
Messenger RNA from Schistocerca gregaria, 2498 nucleotides. Its product is annotated as homeobox protein slou-like. Bases 66 to 1475 code for a protein of 469 amino acids. Gene Ontology annotation, biological process: cell differentiation; regulation of transcription by RNA polymerase II. The transcript has 2 exons. Gene Ontology annotation, molecular function: DNA-binding transcription factor activity, RNA polymerase II-specific; RNA polymerase II cis-regulatory region sequence-specific DNA binding. Gene Ontology annotation, cellular component: nucleus. The record is from RefSeq and is a predicted model, not a curated record. NCBI's taxonomy places the organism in Eukaryota, Metazoa, Arthropoda, Insecta, Orthoptera, Acrididae.